CUGUGAGUUCCUUUCUCUAACAGAAGACCAUCUCGUGGAUGUCAUACGUCAGCUCAUUUUUUGUUACCCUCUUCCUCAUUGGACAGUCCAUCGGACCAGAUCCAGUUCCAGUGGUGAUUGUAGCAGAGCUGUUCCUUCAGUCAUCCCGGUCCACUGCCUUCAUGGCUGGGGGCUGUGUCCACUGGUUCUGCAAAUUUGUUAUCGGAGUCGUGUUCCUUCAGAUAGAGCUACACAUUGAGCCUUACAGCUUUCUCCUCUUUUGGCCUCUCUGCGUAGCCACCUUAAUUUAUGCCUUCAAGCAGAUCCCCGAAACCAGCGGCCAGAACUUCCUGGAUAUCAGGAGGACCGAGGCAAUCCGAAUGACCAGGACCCUCCUGCUUAUGCAAAUCGCAGAGGACUAGAAACUUGGGAAGACAGUCCAUGCAGCAAUUUAGAGAUAUUCUGUUCGGUUGGCCCAUUGGUGAUAGCAGCAGUUUCCCUUCUGGUCUGACUGAACAGCCUGGACUUUAUUCCUUCUUUUUCCUACAUUGGACUCCGACUGCAACCACCUCUCAGUAUUGGCUUAUGCACCCACCUGAAGGGUCAUAGGCUACCCAUCCGUGUUUUAAUCAGUCUUAAUAAAAGCUGUAUUGGCCACUCAUGCAGAGACACAGCAGGGAACUUCAUUUCUGGAUGAUGCGUCCAGCUCUCAGGCACCUGUAAUCCAUGUAUGGGGGACCAGAUGUCUCCAGAUGUUGCUGAACCAUGACUCCCAUCACCCCUGACCACUGGUCAUGCUGGCUGGGGCUGAUGGGAGUUGGACUCCCACAUCAGGAGUCCCCCAUCCCUCCCACAACAUCACGAGUUCCCUAUCCCUCCUCUAACAGAUAUAGAGUUAUGCCCAAUGGCCAUCCUACUCAGAGUAGGCCCAUUGAAACUAAUGAACUUGGCUUC
Molecule: messenger RNA, 933 nt
Organism: Lacerta agilis (Sand lizard)
Lineage: Eukaryota; Metazoa; Chordata; Lepidosauria; Squamata; Lacertidae
Product: solute carrier family 2, facilitated glucose transporter member 5-like
Exons: 3
Coding region: 39-401 (120 amino acids)
Biological process (GO): monosaccharide transmembrane transport
Cellular component (GO): membrane
Molecular function (GO): hexose transmembrane transporter activity
Source: RefSeq, a predicted model, not a curated record